Molecule: messenger RNA, 1255 nt
Organism: Melampsora larici-populina 98AG31
Lineage: Eukaryota; Fungi; Basidiomycota; Pucciniomycetes; Pucciniales; Melampsoraceae
Exons: 7
Biological process (GO): protein folding in endoplasmic reticulum
Cellular component (GO): EMC complex
Molecular function (GO): protein binding
Source: RefSeq, a predicted model, not a curated record
GAUGACACAAAUCUCGAUUACAGAAACAAUCAAGGAACUUAAAUCUAUAAGAGAAUCAGGAAUUCGUAAUAGUAUUAGAGUGAUUGAGUUAGUAGAACGGAUUGGGUAUGAAGAUGCUCAUCGUUACCUUGGUGAAGAUUUGUGGGAUUUUUAUGAACAAGUUGCGAUUGCUGCAUUAGAUGUUAAAGACCAAGAACUUGCAAAGAGUUCUAUAGAUCGAUUAGAAAAGAGGUUUCCAGGAUCACCAAGAUGUUUAGUUUUACAUGGAAUGUUAUUGGAAUGUAAUCAAGAAUUCGAAUUAGCUAAAGAGUUUUAUGAGAUCGAGUUGAAGAAACCGAUCGAUUCGAAAUCAUCUUCUCAAGGUAACACAGGUGAAACUAAUCUUCGAAUUAGAAAACGAUUGAUCGCCUUACACUUGCAUAAUUCUCCUUUACCAGAAUUAGUGAAUCAAAACACUGGAAAACCAAUUAAAGAUCAAACUGAAGAUUCUAUCUUUUCAUUAAAAGAAGCCAUCAAUCUUUUAGUUCAACAUCUUGAUACCGUUUAUUCCGAUCCCGAAAGUUGGAUCCAGUUAGCCGAGACAUAUUGUACUUUAGGAUUGUAUGAUCAAGCUUUAAGUGCGCUAGAAGAUUUAAUCAUUCUUCAACCUGAUAACACAUUUCAUUUACUUCGGUAUGCCGAAACAGCUUAUACAGCUGGACAUUUUGAAUUGGCUUAUCAAACUUAUUUAAGAGUGAUCGAAUUGAGUGAAAAAAUUUCAGAUGCAUCAAAGUGGUGGACCAGUAAGAAGAGCAGCCAUUGGACUUAAACUAUGUAUUAAUAAAUUAGAAAAAGAUGUAAAGAAAGAUAGAUUAUCGAAGUUGAUUGAUGAAGAAUUAAUUAAAUGUUAUUCUAAAGAUUGGGUACCAUUACAAACUGGAUUAAGAGUGGCAUCUGAACCUAGUCGAAAAGCUUUGAAGGGAUGGAUUAGUCGGUUUUGAAAGGAUAGGUUUUGGAAAGAAGGAGUUGGGUUUUGAAGGAUGAUUGUAGUUUGGUAUGAUUAAUUGUAUGGAAAAUGUUGCGUGGUUUGAUGAGGUCUUUGGGGAUGAGAUCAUUAAUUAUUAGAAUCAAGUUUCUUUUCAUUAACAAGAUGAGUCGUGUGGACUUUGUAGAUCUUCAUUUUAUUUCAGUCUUGACACUGAUUGCAUGGUCUGAGAUUGUGUGAACAGACAAAAGUGUGUGAAUAAAACUUAUGGUACGAGCCAGAUUCCACGAU